ACAUGAUCUUGCAUUGAAUUACAGCAGUAGGUCGUAAUGGUAGUUUGUUCUUAAAAUUCCAAUUCUAUAUUGUGCCAAAUUAGCGCACACGUUGCAUAAGAAUAUAUUGUUUCCGACUAUCAGCGACUGUUCUGUAAAUCCAGCUGCAUAUUGAAUGUUGAGAUUGCCGAAAGGCCAAACUCUUUGGCAAUGUCAAGGAGUGGAAUGUUAGAUAAAGAGACUGGUACUCAGUUUAGUGCAGGUGUUGUGCCGAAAAUCUCACCCCUGACAGAAUUAUCCCUCCCUUCACGUUCUUCAUUGCUGCGACUUGCUUGCUAGUGUAACAGUUUUUCUCCCCUACCUGGGCUCUGCACAGAUCGACAACAGCCACCCUCGAAGCAUCGCUACCCAUCAAUCCACAAAAGCCGCGGCCAUUGCAGAGCAAGGGGAACAACUACUUCAAGGUCUUAGAGCGGGUGCCAUCACCGACUGAAACGCUAUUAGCGCGCACCCCGCUAACUAGCUAGCCAGUUCACAUCGGUUACACUAGUUGAGAUUUCUGCUCUUCGCUCCGUUGUCAGUUUAGCGUACAUUUCACUGAUUUUAGUAGCAUAAAUAAUUUGUCUGAACGCUAUACGUUCUCCGGAAAAUAAUGAACUAGGUGGAAGGUGUGUCCCACGACGUGCAAGUAGUAGUAGACAAUGGACCUGAUCGGACAGCUCAGAGCCUCUGCUCUUUUCUGUCCAUUAGAAACAAUUGGAUUGGUGGAAGAGGCAGGCCAGGAGCAAGGAAGGAGGGUGUGGUCAAGCAAGGCAUCCCCGGAGGCUAGAUGCCCUAAGGUUUUUAUCAGAACGGGCGUAGAUUAGUUUCGCCUUUUUUCUUUUCCCGACAUGAGUUUGUGGUGUUUUACUUUAAAAAAUAAAAUAAAAGUAAAAAAAUAAGGGAUAAAAAAACGUCAUUAAAAUUAUAGCUCACAACUGUGCCGGGGGAGCGGGGUGGGGGCAUUCACAUAUCUACACAUUUUCAUACACACACAUGAUAGUAUUAUUAUUAUUUUUGUGUUUUUUUUGUGGGGGGUUUUCUCUCUCUCUCUCUUUCCUCUCUUCUAGGUCAGUUUCAGCAUUGUGGACAUAAGGUGUAUCUGUGGCCCAUGUGGCCUGUCCCACGGCUUCCUUCAAUGAUGGGUUGUGAGUGGCUCUGUUGCCCCUAGUUGAUUGUCCCUUUUAUACCAUGGCUAUAAUUCAACACAUUUACUGCUAGAAAUGUGUUCAUUUGCAGGUAGAAAUGUGUUCAACAUCCACUGAAGUAGCUAGCAAGUGUAUAGUAGAUAGCUACAGUAGUUGCCUUGGUAACCAAACAAACCGACAUGCUAGUUUAGUUAACCAAACCAUCAGUCUACCAUCAGUCAUAUUCUAUUAUGAAAAUCGAGUUCCAAAAAUUCCAAUAAUGUUUUCAAUUCGGCUUUUGCUUUCAAACGCAGCUCAAACAUAGACCAUUUAAGUGAUAAUGCCCGAAGCCAGUGUUUGGAGAAUAUAUUGGCACGCCUCGAAGCCGGUGUUUGGAGGAUAUAUUUUUACUUGCCCAAUGUUCUAAAAUGUAGCAAGUUUCGAUAGUAACCAGGGGCUGUCGCACACCGGGUCGUAGGAGCCGCUUCAUAGCUCGAAACAUAAAAUAUAUAUUUCAUACUUCACUUUCCAACACCCGUGGAAAUGUUUAACAGUCUUAUCGGGGUAUUUGACGUGGACCCUUUCUUCUCCUCGUCAAGGGAUCCAUUCCAGGCACACAAUACCCGUGUACAACAGAUGAUGCGGAGUUUCUCAGAGCCCUUCGGUCGGGACUUCAUGCCCAGUCUGACUGGCGGGCGGGAAAGGGGCCACGUAUCCGGGGGCCAACUCAACACUAGCAUGGUGCCAAGGGAGGACCACAGGGACAUGGAUUCGAAGAAUCCAUUCAGUAUGUUGGACAGCAUGAUGUUCGGCGUGAGGAACAGGAUGGAGGACAUGCACAGAAACUUUGAGAACCUGUCCACAGACUCGAACGGCAACACCAACGCCCACUCAUUCAGCUCUUCCUCAGUGAUGACCUAUUCCAAGGUUGGAGACGAACCCCCCAAAGUGUUCCAGGCCUCCUCCCAGACACGGCGCGCCCCUGGCGGGAUUAAGGAGACUCGGCAGUCCCUGAAGGACUCAGAGAGUGGUCUGGAGAAGAUGUCCAUUGGACACCACAUCCAGGACCGAGGACACGUGGUGGAGAAAAAACACAACAAGAGGACAGGGGAGCGGGAGCUCAACCAGGACUUCCAGAAUCUGGAUGAAUCCGAGGCGCAGUCCUUUGACGAAGAGUGGCAGCAAGAGGUGUUUAAAUUCCGACCAUUUGCCCCCAAGUCCCGUCUGGAGGCCCCCAAGCCUAGGGUGGUGCAUCGGGCAGCCCUCACUGCCGCCACCGGCCCCGACCAGGGACGUAGGGACAAAGUAAAACCAAAACCUGAAGGAAGGAAAAUACACAUCGACGAUCUCAAAGUCAAAGGAUCAGGCAUGGCGAAGCAGUAGAAAUGUCUAGCAAAUAAAGCUACGUCAGGCA
Molecule: messenger RNA, 2559 nt
Organism: Oncorhynchus mykiss (rainbow trout)
Lineage: Eukaryota; Metazoa; Chordata; Actinopteri; Salmoniformes; Salmonidae
Source: RefSeq, a predicted model, not a curated record